Molecule: messenger RNA, 474 nt
Organism: Dichomitus squalens LYAD-421 SS1
Lineage: Eukaryota; Fungi; Basidiomycota; Agaricomycetes; Polyporales; Polyporaceae
Exons: 3
Coding region: 75-311 (78 amino acids)
Source: RefSeq, a predicted model, not a curated record
ACUGUUUCUAUCUCCACUGUGUUACACUCGCGGUAGGGGCAGCUGGUCGCCUCUGGGCAACCAGACUUUCGAGCAUGAACACCCCUCAAAGCAUGAUGUUGGGCUGGGGCAGCCUGAUCGUGGCGGCUGGCGUGAGCUACUACUAUGCGAAACAAACGAUCGUAGAGAGACGACAGAUGCAGGAGGCGGAGGGAAAGCGGCCUUCGGAGAAGCUCGAUUGGCGUUCGCGGAUCGAGCGGCAGGAAAGGCAGGCGUCGAGCACACAAGGAACCAGCACCGCGCCGGCGAGUGGGGUCGACACCAAGAAGUGACGGCGCGCGCAUCUCGACCAAAGUCCCCGAUGUUUGUCUCCCGGGUGCCCCGCCAUCGACGUCGAUGCUGGUUGUCCUUGCACAUAUACGAGCCCUUGUAGCCCAUGCCCGAGUCUGUGAUACGAGCUAUCCAGUGAUAUUGAAUGCCGCUAGCAUGUCCUGA